AUGCCCCAUGCGAUUUAUAUCGUAGAUGAAAGUGAAGAGGCGCCGCCGUCUGCGUUCACCAGAGAGUCUCCGCAUCGCCAUACAUUAACAAGCACGCACCACAACGCACCUCAUUCGUAUGAGCGACAGCUCAGUUGGGAUGGCGACCAAUCAUAUGGUCGGGCUAUAAAUAGAAUCAAGCUAGAAGUCGGGGCAGCUUCGCCAAGAGAGGCUGUUGAGGGGUGGGGUGGGGCCGAUUGUGGACCUGGUGGCACCACAUUGACACCGCAGGACGUGUCAACGGAUGGCGCUGUAGUACAGGCCGACGACGCAGCUGGCGACAUACCCGCGGAAAGCGGCGCGCAGGAUAAUACAUGCAGCAAUACACACGCUAAAAAUCGCGCGCAGGACAAUACUCACGGCACUACACACGACGAUAACACGCUGCACGCAAAGGCUAUGCCUGUCACAGACCACACUCGCGUAUACCUUGGGGUAGGUACCAACCACACCUCGAUGACACACAUAAAGAUAGAGCCAGAGCCACACCCAGCCACUUCGGAACAAGCGCACGAAGGCGCAGAGGUACGCGCUAAGCUGGAUGUGGGUGGUAGUACCGCACACGGGGGAGGGGUAAAGCAGGAACAGGACAGACCACUCACCACCGACAGGGGGCAAAGGGACGGGACGCAUGACAGGACUGAUAGCGGGGGUGGGGAAACCGUACCGGAGCGGAAAACGUACGCCAUUGAUAAGGACAGUGCCGGUGGGGCGGUGGGGCUCGCGGGGGCUCAGCCGCUGGCAAAACGUACGGCGACCACAAUACGUUUAUCAAAGGAGACGGGGCAGGACCAAUCGGAUAAGGAGAGAAAACGCCAGCGUGCGUUGAGGUUCAAUAUGGACAGAAAGCCCUCGCCCAGUUCGCACAGGACAGGGCCGGGCGCAGGUGCAGGUGCAGGGCCUAUGGAUUUAGUACCCCAAGCGGAGGGUGAGGAGAGGAGGGAGAGGGAUAUGCGUAACCAUGGCAACGAAACCCCGGGUAACCAUGGCGACAACGACCGGCGGAGACACGGUGAGCGAGAGCAUCCCGAUUUGGCGGACGACAACCUAGACCAACGUAUCGCCGAAUUGGAAAAGGAAAUGGCUCUGCGCGCUAAAUCGAGAUCGGUAAUGUCCAGAUCAGAUUCCAGAUCCGAAUUGCAGCGAAGGCGAUCCCAAUCUUCUGCGCAGCGCGACAUGUCUUUACAAACACGCCACGGGGAUAGAGGGGACGAGAGAGGCCGAGACCGAGAAAGGGACAGAGAAAGGGACCGGGACAAGGAUAGAGACAGAGAUACGGCACGUGACAGAGACGACGACAGACCUGCGCACUCACAGCACAGCAGUGGAGUGGCGGGCAAGCGCAGGCUCAGCCAGACGGAGCGCAGAGGAGGAGAGGCAUACGACCGCAACGACAGGGACUCCUCUGAGCGGAGAGGAAGAGACUCACACGCACGCACAGACAGGCACGCACACACGCACAGGUCAUCUCGCAGUAGCACCCGGGGGAUUAGUCCUGCCCAUGCACGCGGGGCAUCGCGGUCACGGACCGUAUCGCAUACGUUCAAUGACGGUAGGCGUAACAGCAAGCACGGUGCACGUAGUGUAGGUAGCCAUACAGACGAGCCAACGCAUGCGCAAGCGGACCCGCGCAACUCGGAUCAGUUGGUGUUCAAAGCGGCACCCAUGCUGUCCGGUAGUUCACACUCAAGCGGUGGGGAGGAGGAGGAUCGUAGAGGUAGCGAUAACGAGAGAGGGGUAGGCGUAAGUGGGUACACAAUGACGGUCGCGCUUAAAGGGGAACCAUUUCCCGUACGCCUGCCGUCACAGACUACCUCGCACGCACACACCCACCCGCACAAGCGCCUCCGGAGAGAUAGCACGGUUGUUGCUGACGUCCAUGCGCAGCCGAGUGGAGGUACACGGAAGGGGAAGGGUACUCCCUAUACCACCAAAGCUCAUGACUCAUAUGACCCAGACAGCACACACAUGACUGCACCUGCACCCGCAGAUGCUCCGACGGGUGCGCAUGGGCUGACCCUGGGCGGUGUGUGUGCGGCCAUGUGCACUGCCGCCGACGCACAGGGCCCAAAUGCCACAGACGAUGACGUCAUCGCAGACACGCCGGCAGUGCUGUACACGGCCUGCCCGGCGUUCUUACAGAACACGUGUGUGUCUGCGAUGUGCACCCGGCCACAUCCGCCGCCCUGUGUGAUGCCUUAUAUGGCUACGGUGCUCGGUCUAAAUAAGGAAGGGGCCACUGCGCGGGCUGUCCUGGAUAUGCUCGUGCAGAGUGUGAAGGUAGGUAUUGCCGUGACUAUCCAGGCGUGUCCGUAUCUAAGCAACGGUCGCGCGUGUAUCUCCACUCCCUGUAGGUAUUACCAUCCCGAAGAUCGGGUCACCAGAAAGCAGCCGCUAAUUGAAACUGGCAGUGGUAGUCAUGACAACGGCGACAAUGUCCAGCAAAUAGCUUGUGCACAUACGACUGCAGAUAAGGAGACGGAUCAGGCGCCUGCCUCAUCAGCGCCUGCAAUGGCGGGCAGGUCGCAGACCAGUAUGAACGAUACUACGAAUGACAGGGCAACUGCAACAACGCAGCAACACCCGGCACAGCUGCAGACACACACAGCCCACACACAAGCCCAACCAACACAGGCGACGACGGCACAAGGCCACCCACCCCAACAACACACCGUGUCUAAUGUUCAUAUGGACUCUAAAAGAGACUCUGAUGUAGCCCGUAUGGUCUUACCCCACUCAGAGGCGAAGGCACGGCAAUACACGCGGUGGUCGACACAGACGGAUAAACCGGGUUUUUCACAGCCGGUUAAAACCGAGUUUACACACCCGAAGGUCGAUACCUAUCCGUCGCCACGCAGGUCUUCUCUGUCUAACUAUCAGGCGCAUGUCGACACUCUACGACCCCCACAGGACCCACGGCAAAAUACAGCAACACAACCACAGCAACACCCAGAAGAGGCUAAACAGCCAAUACAACGAAGCAACACCAACACGCACACACACCAACACUCAGAAGUGUCUAGACAAUCAUCAUUACAACGAAGUAACACACACACACACACACAACAAUCACCGCAGACUCAGAUACCCCCACAGGAACGUCGGUCUGAAGAACGCGCACGGUACGCCCAGGGCCACACGGCACAGCCACGGGACUAUCUAAAACAGGCGAGAGACUACCGCGAUAGCAGUGGUGAUCCCAAGGAUGGGCCUCUGUUGCGGCGGGAGGAACGUUCUAUAAAUAGCCGGGACGACCGUUCUAUAAAUAACCGGGAAGACCAUAUUAAUAGCCGGGACGACCGUAUUAUAAAUAGCCGGGAAGACCGUAUAAAUAGCCGGGACGACCGUUAUAUAAGUAGCCGGGAAGACCGUGCUAUAAAUAGCCGGGGAGACCGUUCUAUAAAUAGCCGGGAGAACCGUGCUAUAAAUAACGGGGAGCAGGGAGCAAAACCGCGCCCGCUGCUGGACAAUCCCCCGGCCCGUUACCGAGACAACCAACGGUAUCAUCGCUUCAGUAAUGAAACCAACCCAGAUUUUGACAAAAAUCUCGAAUUUACACCGAAACGACCCCGAAUUGAAGCCGAUUUAAACCCAUCCGAUCCAUUUACCGCGCCACAAUCAGGACAGAGGUUCCAUAUGUCACCCAAUCCGACACAGGAACAUAGUCCCAGCUGUGAAGCACGUGGCCUCUCUGCUGAUCGCGCGCCGUACCGCCAGGACGACCGUGCACCUGCACCUGGCCAUGUUCAGGACAGGGCCGGUGGUAGCUCGAACGACUGUCGGGGCGAGUUGGCCCCAAAUUUUAGUACCACAGAUUGGCGAGUACGCGAGCACUCAGCUGAGCGUGGACGCGCUCGCACGAGGGACCGUUCCCGUCCACCCCCUUCGCCUGGCGAUCUGCGGAGCCGACUAAAAAGCCCGAAUGCCACAUAUCGUUCAUAG
Sphaeroforma arctica JP610 is the source of this 3981-nucleotide messenger RNA. RefSeq lists its product as hypothetical. The coding region runs from base 1 to 3981 and encodes 1326 amino acids. The transcript has a single exon. The record is from RefSeq and is a predicted model, not a curated record. Lineage: Eukaryota; Ichthyosporea; Ichthyophonida.